GAUCACCGAAAAGCUUCUUCGCUUAUCGCCACAUGAUUUCAGCCCCGGCGUUGGCAGAGCGAUUAAUCUCGCGACUGUAAGCGAUUGGCUCCACUCCAGCGCAGAGUCAGCUGCUUAUCACGUCUCGACCGACGGGGGUGAGACAUGGGUGCCUGAUUUCCCACGGCGAAUCGUACCACGUGCCCCGUCGCAUGAACUAACUGAUAACCCGCAAUCCGUCCAAUGGGCUGCUACUCUAGCGUUUCUUAUCUUCCCCGCAGCCAGCCUUGUUUAAAUCUCGACACCACAGCGUUACUCCCAGGAAAUUUUUUCAUCCUCUUUGCUUCAAUAAAUUGCUGUCUGUCCCUUGUCCGUUCCUUCCCACCUCCUCGCAGCCCAUCAUGGCUUUUGAUCCGGAAAAAGGUCUAAGCACCGUCAACUAUGCAACGCACGACCAAACCUCCGAUACCAAUUAUGGUACGAUUUCACAUGAAUCCGGCAUCAUGGCGAAACUUCGCGCAUUCGAAGCCGCCAUGGACAAGAAGCUCGGAGUCGAGUCCGAAGCCAUCAGUCGCAAGCGGCCUGAAGACAAAAGAGAGGUCCACUGGGUGGAGGAAUUAUCCAUGGCAUUACUCUGGGCCAGCGGCACAAUGAACACCUCCUGUUUCGCCACGGGCUUUCUGGGCUGGGAGUUCGGCCUUAGCAUGAAACAAGCCAUCCUCAUCAGUAUCUUCACUUCGAUUCUGGCCGCAUCGCUCAGUGGAUACUGUGCCACCUUUGGUGCCGUUACUGGGUUACGCCAAAUUAGUGUCAGUCGGUAUAGUUUUGGUUGGUGGCCGAAUAAACUCGUCGCUCUGCUUAAUGGCAUUCAGCAAUUGGGUUGGGCAGCGGUCGCGUGCAUUACUGGUGGUUUGGCCUUGACAGCCGUGUCGGAUGGGCAUGUUUCUUUGAUUCUGGGAAUUGUCAUUCUGGCUGUGGUCGCGCUGCUCAUCUCCGUUGUGGGACUCAACGCCAUUCUGCUCUAUGAGCGAUACGCUUGGAUGGUCUUCUUCAUCAUCUUCAUGAUCAUAUUCGGCGAGACCGGGAAAUAUGCAGACAACUCCGCUCCCGCUACCGUGACCGGUACCUCCUUUUCCGGUGCCGUGCUCAGCUUGAUUGCCGUGGUCUAUGGAUCCAGUGCGUCGUGGUGCACCAUGGCUAGUGAUUACUACGUCCACUACCCUACGAACGUCAGCCGCGUCAAAGUCUUCUUCAUGACCACCUUCGGUAUCGCAAUUCCCACCUCCAUCGGCAUGGUCGCGGGCUGUGUGGUCGCCUCUGCUCUAGACAGCAAACCAGAGUGGUACGACGCGUAUGACAACCAGGGAAUCGGCUACCUCAUUCAAGACAUGCUCUACCCUCGCGGAUUUGCCAAGUUCCUCCUCACGCUUCUUGUCUUAUCCGGAAUCAACGUCAACGUUAUUAGUAUCUACAGUUCUGCCAUCUCCUUUCAACAACUCUCGCGGCCCUUUGGUCGUGUUCCGCGGUUCAUUUGGACCUUGAUUUGCUUCGCGUGUAUUCUGGCGCUAGCGAUCGGUGGGCGCCAGAAACUGAACACCUAUUUGCAGGACUUUUUGAGUCUGUUGGGAUAUUGGUGUACGAGUUAUGCAGUGAUUCUGUUUGAGGAACAUUAUAUUUUUCGGAAGGGCGAUUUUGAGAAUUAUGAUUUGGAGGGCUGGAAUGAUCCCGCGAGGUUGCCGGUCGGGAUUGGUGCGAGUGUGGCGUUUGGACUUGGGGUUGUGGCUUGGUGUAUGGGGAUGGACGAAACGUGGUUUAUUGGUCCACUUGCGAAGCUGAUUGGUGAUGCUGGCGGUGAUAUUGCCAAUGAGUUUACGUUCGUUGUUACCGCGCUGAGCUAUAUCCCGGCGAGGUAUCUGGAGCUCAAGUACUUCGGUCGGUAGCUAGUCAACGGGGCUGAGUGGUUGGGUGUAUGCUAUUUGUCUUUGAGGUGUGCUGUGUAUAAUCAGAU
Aspergillus ibericus CBS 121593 is the source of this 1987-nucleotide messenger RNA. Its product is annotated as putative nucleoside transporter. Bases 381 to 1919 code for a protein of 512 amino acids. The transcript has a single exon. The record is from RefSeq and is a predicted model, not a curated record. Gene Ontology annotation, cellular component: fungal-type vacuole membrane; plasma membrane. Gene Ontology annotation, biological process: transmembrane transport. Gene Ontology annotation, molecular function: transmembrane transporter activity. Lineage: Eukaryota; Fungi; Ascomycota; Eurotiomycetes; Eurotiales; Aspergillaceae.